CAAGCUACAAAAUGCAGCCCCUGGAGUGAGCGGGGAGCAUUCUCGCUGGCAGCCGGGGCCACUGGCAGUUGCAGCCGCGGCCGAGCAGCCAGCCGCUAGGAAAGAGCUCACCAUUGCCGCCCCGGGAGCCGCCGAGGCCAGCUUCGCGGCGCUGCCCCGCGGCGGGAGAGGAGGCUGCAGGAGAGCGGAGGCGGCCAGCGGGAGCGGCGGGGCUCAGCGCGCACACUCAGCAGCCCAGGAGCCCCGCGACCUCCGCGCCCGCACGCGCCAGCCGCGGCUCGCGCGUUUCUUGGCCUCCGGGCGUCCGACCUCUCCUCCCUCUCCUCCCUCCCGCCGGCUAGCCGGGGCCGGAGGAGCAGCAUGAAUCUGCGGCUCUGCGUGCAGGCGCUCCUGCUGCUCUGGCUCUCCUUGACCGCGGUGUGUGGAGGGCCCCUGAUGCCGCUUCCCGAUGGGAAUGGUCUGGAAGAGGGCAAUGUCCGCCACCUGGUGCAGCCCAGAGGGUCGAGGAACGGGCCAGGGCCCUGGCAAGGAGGUCGGAGGAAAUUCCGCCGCCAGCGGCCCCGCCUCUCCCAUAAGGGCCCCAUGCCUUUCUGAAGCAGGACUGAAGGGGCCCCCAAGUGCCCACGCUCUGCGUUUCUGUCUCCUCCAUAGAUUGGUCUGCUUCUCUGGAGGCCUCACGUCCAUUCAGCUCUCACCUCGCACCUGUUGUAGCCACCAAUGGGCCGGGCUCUUCUCACCUGCUUGCUUCCCCCAGUGGCGUGCUCCUGGCUGUAGUCUGGAUGAUUCCCUUUCUCUCUCAAGGAUCCGUCCAAUCCAACUUCCUGACCCCUCCCUGGACUGACUUUGGAGAUCCAACCCCAGAAGGUCCCCUUCUUCUCCAGGUCCCCUCUGCUCUAGUCCCUGCCUGUCUCAUCUUGUUCCUUCCUCGUGUCCGCCCUGGGCAUGGGGAGAAAACAUUCCCCUCUGUGGGCUCCAGCAGAUCCCUUGUUUUCCUGGUCAGUUGGACGCCUCACCAGGCCUCCAGGAAGGAGUGCAGAGAAGAGCAAUGAGACUAGGUAGAGGUGCUGGCUGCAGGGAUCCAGGCAGGGCACAUUGCGUGCACGGAAGUGUGGGGGCGGGAGCUCUGCUGAAGCGGGUGGAGCAUCGGUGUUUGCUCAGUUAAGGAAGAGGUAAAGGAGAGGGGUCUGUGAAGUCCUUUGCCACUUCUCUUGCCUUACUGUAUCUCCCAAUACUCCCUUCUCCCUGCUCCUCCACCCCAUCCCCAGCUAGGCCAAGCUCCAGGUCAGGAGGGGAGGGUGCUGGGCCUGACAUGGCUCUAUACCCUCCCAGGGGUAAAAGCCAAGCAAGAGGUUGUUUUUGCCAAGAAUCACAGAAGAUAUGCUCUGAAAGGACCCUUGGAGAUGACUUAGCCUUCUUAGGCAAACGCCUGCAAAAACAGAAGCCUGGAGAGGUGGGUGACCUGCUCAGAGUCACUGCAGAGCUGGGUUGGGGACCAGGUCUCCCAUCUCCUGCUCUAUGAUGUCCUCUUCCCUCUUGAUGAUGUCUUUUCAAAGCAAAUGAAGUGCCUUUUCCCGAGGCUGGGGCUGUGGGUGGCUGGGAGGGGAAGGGAAGGGAGAGGCCAGCUGGCUGUGAACUGCCCUGUCGUGGGGCUGGAGCUGCUCCCACCUCCCUGACCUUCCCCUGCCUCUCAGUUCCCCCAGCUGGGCUGGAAGGUUCCAUAACUGGCCAGCUGCCCCCAUUCUGGCAGCUUUCCCAGACCCAGGGUACUCUAAAAGGGGCGGCUCAGACACUGAGACUACUGGUCGACCCCCGACGGUGGUUCUCAGGAGCCUGAGGUGGUUUUCAAUCAUUGGACUCCAUGGCCUUCCCUUCGUGUUGACCAGACCUUCCUUCCAGGGCUUUUCCUCUGGGGGAGGUGGAGAGGGGAGAAGAAGGAAGGAGAGGCAGGAGGAAGAAAAGAAGGCAAAGGAAGGAAAGAAAGAUGGGAGGAAGAGCAGCUGGAAUAGCACUCUCUCCCUGGGAGGCCCCAGCUUCCGUGAGGGGCCUUCACCAGCCAUUCUCUAGAAGAAGCUUUCUCGCCUUUUGCCUGAGGAGGCUUCCCGGAAGGGAGAAAGGGAAGACAAGAGCCUGAUGCCCAACUUUGUGUGUGGGGGGAUGGGGGGGUCAGGGCCCCCCAAGUCCCACAAUAACCCCAAUGUUUGCCUAUUCGCCUCCCCCAAGCCCCUUUACCUCUGCUGCUGCUAACGCUGCUGCUGCUGCUGCUUAAAGGCUCACCCUGGGGAGCCAGGCUGGGCACCAGCCUUCCCUACUCCCCUCACAGUUGGCGUGGGGACUGGUCGGUGUCCAGAAAGUCUCUUCUGCCACUGACGCCCCCAUCAGGGACUGGGCAUUCUUUCUUUCCUCCUUUCUGCAUCUCCUGCCUCAUCAGCCUGCCAUGACCUGCACCCAAGCCAAGCCCCUUGGGGAAAGGGACAAAGGUGGGGACAGACGAUGGGAGCGGGUGGGCUGGAGGGAGUUGUCUUAUUUAAAGUGGUUGUUUAUGAUUCUUAUACUAAUUUAUACAAAGAUAUUAAGGCCCUGUCCAUUAAGAAAUUGUUCCCUUCCCCUGGUUCAAUGUGUUUGUAAAGAUUGUUCUAUGUAAAUAUGUCUUUAUAAUAAACAGUUCAAAGCUGACAGUUCGACCUUACUCUUAGAGGUCAUGUUCAGGAGGGGCGUUCCUUUCCCCUGGGGGCCACGGCCGUCCCUGUGCUCACAUAUUGCAUGUGCAGGGAGGUAAGUGCCUGCAUCCCAAAUCGGUUCUAGGUCAACUGGCCUCAAACUGAUUUGCCACGAGCUCACACAAUGAGUCCCUAAGCUUAAUGACCAGUUCACAUAAAAUCCAGCCCACUUUUAGGUUUUGCUGGCAUCUGUUUGGGUGUCCCAAUUUUUUUGGCAGUGUCAAUGGAAGAAUUUUUCAAAAGCAAUUUAUUCAAGAACAUGCUGAUUAAAUGCAGGAUUGCUACUAAAAACUGUUUUGUAUCCUUGGUGGGUGCCUUUUCUGUUUUAUCUACUUUGGGACACUUUCAGGAUUUUUUGGCCAGUUGGCCUUUCCUGAAAAUGUUAUGUUUUCAGCGAUAAGUACAUUUGAUAAUGACUUGAUUUGUAUCAUUUUAUGUUUCACAAAGUAGACUUGCCUGAUGAAUGAGAUAGCCUGAAAAAUAAAAUGCAAAGAGUUCAAUAUAA
Callithrix jacchus (white-tufted-ear marmoset) is the source of this 3222-nucleotide messenger RNA. RefSeq names its product apelin (gene APLN). Gene Ontology annotation, molecular function: apelin receptor binding; hormone activity. Lineage: Eukaryota; Metazoa; Chordata; Mammalia; Primates; Cebidae. Gene Ontology annotation, biological process: signal transduction. The record is from RefSeq and is a predicted model, not a curated record.